AUCAGCUGUGUCCAAUCACAGCUGAUCAAUGAUCAUCAGGGCACUGAUGAUCAGUGUGGCCCCAGCAGUGCCACCUGCCAGUGCCCAUCAGUGCCACCUGCCUGUGCCCAUCAGUGCCACAGCAAUACCACAUAUCAGUGCCUACCAGUGCACAUCAAUGCCACAUAUAUUGGUGCCCAUCUGAGCUGCCUUUCAGUGUCACCUAUCAGUGCCAGUCAAUGCCACCUAUCAAUGCCAGUCAGUGCCACCGAUCAGUGCUGCCAAUCAGUGCCACCUAACAGUGCCAGUCAGUGCCACCUAACAGUGCCAGUCAGUG
Molecule: messenger RNA, 316 nt
Organism: Staurois parvus
Lineage: Eukaryota; Metazoa; Chordata; Amphibia; Anura; Ranidae
Source: the annotation of a GenBank genome assembly